AUGGCGACAAUAGAUGAUGUGGAAAAAGCCACACCGUCCACACCAUCCACACCAGCCACCAUAGCCACCACAGCCACCACAGCCACACCAGCCACCACAGCCACCACAACCACCACAGCCACACCAUCCACACCAGCCACCACAGCCACCACAGCCACACCAGCCACCACAGCCACACCAGCCACCACAGCCACCACAGCCACCACAGCCACACCAGCCACCACAGCCACCACAGCCACACCAGCCACCACAGCCACACCAACCACCACAGCCACACCAUCCACACCAGCCACCACAGCCACACCAUCCACCACAGCCACCACAGCCACAUCAGCCACCACAGCCACACCAGCCACACCAGCCACCACAGCCACACCAGCCACCACAGCCACACCAGCCACCACAGCCACCACAGCCACCACAGCCACACCAUCCACACCAGCCACCACAGCCACCACAGCCACCACAGCCACACCAGCCACCACAGCCACACCAACCACCACAGCCACACCAUCCACACCAGCCACCAUAGCCACCACAGCCACACCAGCCACCACAACCACACCAGCCACAUCAGCCACCACAGCCACACCAGCCACACCAGCCACACCAGCCACCACAGCCACAUCAGCCACAUCAGCCACACCAGCCACAUCAGCCACACCAGCCACCUCAGCCACAUCAGCCACCACAGCCACACCAGCCACCACAGCCACCACAGCCACAUCAGCCACACCAGCCACAUCAGCCACCACAGCCACACCAGCCACACCAGCCACCACAGCCACCACAGCCACAUCAGCCACACCAGCCACCACAGCCACAUCAGCCACCACAGCCACACCAGCCACCACAGCCACCACAGCCACAUCAGCCACAUCAGCCACCACAGCCACAUCAGCCACAUCAGCCACCACAGCCACACCAGCCACCACAGCCACCACAGCCACAUCAGCCACCACAGCCACACCAGCCACACCAGCCACCACAGCCACACCAGCCACCACAGCCACACCAGCCACCACAGCCACCACAGCCACACCAGCCACAUCAGCCACCACAGCCACACCAGCCACACCAGCCACACCAGCCACCACAGCCACACCAGCCACCACAGCCACAUCAGCCACCACAGCCACACCAGCCACCACAGCCACAUCAGCCACAUCAGCCACCACAGCCACAUCAGCCAGACCAGCCACACCAUCCACACCAGCCACCACAGCCACCACAGCCACACCAGCCACCACAGCCACAUCAGCCACCACAGCCACCACAGCCACCACAGCCACCACAGCCACAUCAGCCACCACAGCCACACCAGCCAGACCAGCCACACCAGCCACCACAGCCACAUCAGCCACCACAGCCACCACAGCCACACCAGCCACCACAGCCACCACAGCCACCACAGCCACACCAGCCACCACAGCCACACCAGCCACCACAGCCACCACAGCCACCACAGCCACCACAGCCACACCAGCCACCACAGCCACAUCAGCCACCACAGCCACACCAGCCAGUGGUAGGCAUCAGUGA
Messenger RNA from Hemibagrus wyckioides, 1542 nucleotides. RefSeq names its product ice-structuring glycoprotein-like. The transcript is spliced from 2 exons. NCBI's taxonomy places the organism in Eukaryota, Metazoa, Chordata, Actinopteri, Siluriformes, Bagridae. The record is from RefSeq and is a predicted model, not a curated record. The coding region runs from base 1 to 1542 and encodes 513 amino acids.